This is a messenger RNA of Struthio camelus australis, 1483 nucleotides long. It is a transcript of the gene JAM2, whose product is annotated as junctional adhesion molecule 2. Gene Ontology annotation, biological process: leukocyte cell-cell adhesion. NCBI's taxonomy places the organism in Eukaryota, Metazoa, Chordata, Aves, Struthioniformes, Struthionidae. The record is from RefSeq and is a predicted model, not a curated record. Gene Ontology annotation, cellular component: plasma membrane; tight junction; cell surface.
AUUUGUUGUUAAUUGUGUGGGUACAUCUGACUAGAUUAAGGCUGCUGUGCUUUUGGUGACAGAUUUCACUGUGUUCAGGCUGCUCAGCUAUCUGGUCAGGUGUGUCUAUUGACAAUGCUGACUUCUUUUGACCAGUGUGGAGAUGAUAGAGGGUGGUCUGGAAGCAAUGCAGUGGAUCAAAGUGGUUCCUAAAUUGUUAGCAGUCUCCCAUUUUUUCCUCUUCCUGUCCCUAAUCCCAAGAAACACUAGAUGGGGACAACUCGAUUUACUAGCAAGGUGCUGCUGAAAUUGCAGUGUGAAGAUAAGGACUGUAGGUGGGUGUGCAGAUGCUGAUUGUUUACGUGAGUCAGAGAAAAUCCACGUAGAGAGGGCGUUGAGGAGUCCGCUGCUGCUCCUGCGAUAUAUUCACAGCAAGAAUAUGAUUAAUAUUGGCAUCCAAGUUGCAGAUCAUAAAGUAACUGGAAUUGCUAUUGAAACGGAUAACAAAAACGUAAAAGCAGAGGAGUUUAAAGAGACUAUUCUUAGCUGCAAGCACAAAUUUUCAAAAGAGAUGAGUCUAAGAAUAGAAUGGAAGAAAAUCCAGUCGCGAGGAGUCUCAUUUGUAUAUUACAAUGGUCAAUUUACAGGUGAUCUUAAAGACCGAGCAGAGAUGCUGAAUACAGGAAUCCGUAUUAGAAAUGUGACCAGAAAGGAUUCUGGGACCUACCGCUGUGAAAUUACUGCGAAGAGUGAACAUGACCAACUCUUGGGAGAGGCUACUAUUACUCUCACAGUGUUGGUUGCUCCGACCACUCCGAUAUGCGAGGUACCCAGCUCUGCAAUGACUGGAACGGUAGUGGAACUGAGCUGUAAAGAAACUGAAGGAUCUCCUCCAUCUGAGUACCAGUGGUAUAAAAAUGGCGUCGCCUUGCUGGAAAAGGCAGGAACAGGCGGUGCUAGAGCAGCAAACAUAACUUACACCAUGAAUAAAAAAUCGGGCACGCUGCUAUUUAACACAGUUACAAAGAACGACACUGGAGAGUAUUUCUGUGAAGCCUCUAACGGGAUUGGAUUAUCUCAGAAAUGCUCAGUGAAGAGAAUGCAAGUUGAUGACCUUAAUGUAAGCGGUAUAAUUGUUGCCGUAGUAUUUGUGGCUCUGGUAAUGGCACUUUGUGGCCUUGGAGUAUUUUAUGCCCAAAAAAAGGGUUACUUUACAAAGGAAAGCUCUUCCCAAAAGAAGUCCAACUGUCAAUCUACAAGUGAAAAGGAUUUCAAGCACACCAAAUCCUUUGUUAUUUAGAAGAUUUCGGCCUCUGUGAGGGACAGCAACUGACUACUUGUUAUACAAAAAAUCAAAGGGAUCUUUUGACCUCCAUUCUGUAAAUAGUUUCCAUGUACUACAUGCUGAAAACAGAAACUGCUCAUGUUUAGAGUCAACCUCAUUGUGUAUUAGUUGCAUUUCUUUUUUAAUUUAAGAUAGAAAUAAACAGACUAUAAAAGUCAA